UGUGUACAGUUGGUGGCAGUAAUACAUAUUGUGACAGUGAGUGACGUUCUUGAGGAGAAAGCCUACCAAAGAAGAAGAAAAUGGAUCCAGGAAGUGCAAGCUAGCUAACCAUCUGUCUUGUGUAAUAGGUCUAGUUUUAAUGUUUCAUUAAGAUAAAUAUGACAUUAUAUUAGGUAGAUUUAUAUUGUAGAAAGAAAUGCCGUUGCUAAUACAAAAUAGAAGAAUCGAACGACCAGGUUCGACAGUCGAUUUGUUCGCCAGAUAUCCGCAUUUGCAGGAAAACGCCCGAGUAUUUCGGUCCACGCCGGUUGUAGAUGUCGACCCGAAGUGCCUCCUAUACAUACAGCAACGAGAGUUUGCAGCCACAACACCAGCGGACAACUCUGUCGCUGUCCUUGGUUCUGAUGAUGCAACCACCUGCCACCUAGUUCUGGUGCGACACACAGGAAGUGGAGCUGCUUGCCUUGCUCACUGUGAUGGCUCCAGCACGUGGAGUGAGGUUCCCCUCAUCGUCAAAGCUGUCACAUCUCUGAGCAAGGACCCUGCCAAGGAGGGCAGGCUGGAGCUCCACCUCGUUGGAGGUUUUGAUGAUGAGUCAAAGACGUCCCACAAACUCAGCCUUAACCUAUUGUCGGCCUUCCAGAGACAGAAAGAGGAUAUUCACCUAGAGACCUGCUGCAUCACAGAGAUGAAUGACGUCUUAGUGGACGGAGCACACAGACCGGGUGUGCAUGGCAUAGGUAUAAAUAUUAAAACAGGGGAGGUGUUCCCCGCCUCGUUCCCUUACAAAGGACCCGCGGAGGAGCUGCGAUCAGCACGGACAUUCACUGGGGGCCAGAUGGCUGAUAUAUAUGACUCGAACAAAGGAGUUGUGAAGAUAGGCCCAUGUAAGUGGUCCCCGAAUCUGGAUAUUUCCUUCUGGCUAUCGCAAGACGAUGACACCAUCUUAAAGUACCUAUCCACGUCCCCUACGGCUGAGCCACCACACUUUGUCCAGCACAUCAAGUCCACCAUCCAGUUCCUCCUGGAGCACCCCAGUUCAGACAGCGUCUUCCCUGGAGGACAGCCCCAGCACUACCGCAGAACAGAACAGGGGGACUGGGAGAAUGUUAACCAGACAUAAAGGGCUUGAGGCUCUUCUCUAACCCCCUGUUACUUUGACUUUCCCUGGAAUCUGUCUGGAAAUGGAAUCACUCCUUAACUUCUGGAAGACAAGACACUGUGACCCUCCUCUUUACGCCAUUGUGGGUGUCACAUGUUAUUGUUUUUUUGACUUGGUACCAGUACUCCCUGUAUAUAGCCUCUUUAUUUUCAUUUUAUUGUUGCUCUUUUAUUUUUUACUUUUGUUUAUUUGGUAAAUAUUUGUCUUAACUGCAUUGUUGGUUAAGGGCUUGUAAGUAAGCAUUUUACAGUAAGGUAAAAUUGUAUUCGGUGCAUGUGACAAAUAAAAUUUGAUUUGAUUUA
Molecule: messenger RNA, 1464 nt
Organism: Oncorhynchus keta (chum salmon)
Lineage: Eukaryota; Metazoa; Chordata; Actinopteri; Salmoniformes; Salmonidae
Product: protein N-terminal asparagine amidohydrolase-like
Exons: 10
Coding region: 197-1123 (308 amino acids)
Biological process (GO): ubiquitin-dependent protein catabolic process
Cellular component (GO): nucleus
Molecular function (GO): protein-N-terminal asparagine amidohydrolase activity
Source: RefSeq, a predicted model, not a curated record